AUGCUCAGACUCAUUCCCACGCCCACGCUCUCGGUCACACUGGCCACCGCCGCGCGGAGGCUGACCUCGGACGGCUACCUCCACAAGACCCGCAUCCCCACGUACAAGUUCCAGGACUCACUGCCGGAGAUCCCCAUCCCGGAGCUGGAUGCUACCUUGGACAAGUAUCUGGAGGCGGUGACUCCGCUGGCGUCGCCGGCUGAGCUCAAAGCCACCCGGGCUGCUGUCGAGGCUUUCCGCGCCGGGCCCGGGCCAAAGCUACAGGCCGAGCUGUUGGCCUCGCGCGAGGGCGUGUACGGCUCGUACAUUGCCGAUCACUGGCUCGACAUGUACCUCGAGUCGCGCGCCGGACUCAUGAUUCACAUGAACCCGCAGCUGACGCUCAAGCCCGAUACCCGCGGCCUGGAUCAAGCAGAGCGCGCGGCGUCGCUGAUGGUCUCGGCUGGGCGCUUCUACCGCACCCUCCGCGACGGCCACCUCAAGCCAGACGUCUUCCCGCUCUCUUCGCUCGGCUCGGCAUGGUGGAUGAAGGCGUUGGCGGCGAUUGGCAAGACUCCGGUGUACGAGACACUGCUCGCCCUUGCGCCGCGCAGCAUCGCGUCCAAGCUCGCCCUCGGCGGCGGCCUCGUCCCGCUCGACAUGUCGCAGUACGCACACCUGUUUGGAACGACCCGCCUGCCGCGCAAGGACAAAGACGAGCUUGUCUGCGCGCUCAAGCCUGGUGCGCCGGAGCCCAAGCACGUGUCUGUCCAGUGGGGUCACCGGUUCUUCGCGAUUGACAUCAUGGACGACGCCGGCGACGUACUCCCGUUUGAAGACGUGGUGGCAAGCAUCCGCACUGUUCUCGCCACCGACCGCACGCCGCCCGGCUCUGCACCGGUCGGCGUCUGCACUUCCGUCGACCGUGACGAGUGGGCAACGACCCGAGAGCUGCUGGCAAACGCCGCGCCGGGCAACGCCGCUGCGCUUGCCACCAUCGAUGCAGCCCUCUUCAACGUCACCCUCGAGCACACGGCGCCGCGUGACCCGUUUGAGAUCAUCAACGAGCACAUGGACGCGACUGGACUCUCCAUGCACGACGCUGUCGCCGAGCUCAAGGCCUCACCGGCCACUGACCCGUUUGCCCAGCUCAAGAGCUUCCUGCACGGCGACGGCACGAACCGCUGGUUCGACAAGUCGUUCACUCUCAUUGUCGACGCCGCCGCCAACGCCGCCAUCAACUUUGAGCAUACCUGGGGCGACGGUCUCGCGGUUCUCCGGUUCUGCAACGAGAUCUAUGCUGACUCGCUUGCCAGCGAGCCGCGCCCGGCCGCUGACACCGCCAGCAUCACCGAGCUCGUGUUCGACACCUCGGCGCCCGAGCUGGCCGCUGCCAUCGACUCGGCCGCCACUGCCGCCUCCGACGUCAUCAAGAGCCUCGACUACUCGGCUGCUGUCGUGCCUGCACUUGGCUCGACCGCCAUCAAGAGCCACAAGCUCUCGCCGGACUCGACGCUGCAGAUGGCUCUCCAGCUCGCGUACUACCGCAUGCACGGCAAGUCCGGCUCGACGUACGAGGCCGCCGCCAUGGCGUACUUUAAGGAGGGCCGGACCGAGACCAUUCGGUCGGCGUCCAUCGAGUCGGAUGCCAUGUGUGCCACCUUUGACGACCCCGCGGCGACCAAGGCCGACAAGGAGGCCGCCUUCCGCGCCGCAGUCGCCAAGCACUCUGCGCUGGCCCGCGACGCCCAGACCGGCAAGGGCAUCGAUCGCCACCUCUUUGUCCUCCGCCGCAUGGCUGAAGCCGCCGGUAUCGACACCCCUCUCUUCGCCGACGACGUCUACCAGCGCUUCGCGACCAUCGUCGUCUCCACCUCGACCCUCCCCGCCUCGCCCGCCCUGGACAAGGGCGGCUUUGGCCCGGUCUCGCCCGAGUGCUUUGGCGUCGGCUACGGCAUCACCCCCGACGCCGCCCACUUUUCCGUCACCACCUUUGGCCAGGACACCGCCGCGUUCUGCGCCGCCGUCGAAUCUGCCCUCAACGACAUCAAGGACGCCGAGGUGGAGGCGCCGCUACAGAGGCUGGAGGAGGGGUACGCGUCGGUGGACGCGGUGGUGGUCGUCAACGAGCACGGCUUCCCGUUGCAUGCCUCGGGCCUGCCGUCGGCAGGGGCAGCCAACGCCGUGGCCAAGGCCAUGAACGACCUCUCGCAUCUGGCUCGCAACAUGGUCCGCGACAUCGAGCCGGACGAUGAGCUGCUCUUUCUCCGCCUCCGUUGUGGAAAGACCGAGUGGGUCGUCGGCGCCAAGGAAGACCACCUCGUCGUUGCCCGCCAGAACCUCCGCAAGCUGCACUCGGACAUCAUGACUCGUGUCCAAUCCGACGCAGACGCACAGGCCUCCCAUCCUGCUGAAGACUCGCCACACCCGGAGAGGACCUCGCUCAUUCACUCGGGCGAGCUCGACGGCCUUGCAUCGCUGUAG
Thecamonas trahens ATCC 50062 is the source of this 2463-nucleotide messenger RNA. Its product is annotated as carnitine palmitoyltransferase II. Gene Ontology annotation, biological process: fatty acid beta-oxidation. The record is from RefSeq and is a predicted model, not a curated record. Bases 1 to 2463 code for a protein of 820 amino acids. NCBI's taxonomy places the organism in Eukaryota, Apusomonadida, Apusomonadidae. Gene Ontology annotation, molecular function: carnitine O-palmitoyltransferase activity. The transcript has 2 exons. Gene Ontology annotation, cellular component: mitochondrion.